Molecule: messenger RNA, 1171 nt
Organism: Ochlerotatus camptorhynchus
Lineage: Eukaryota; Metazoa; Arthropoda; Insecta; Diptera; Culicidae
Product: pyrimidine-specific ribonucleoside hydrolase RihA-like
Exons: 3
Coding region: 48-1145 (365 amino acids)
Molecular function (GO): hydrolase activity, hydrolyzing N-glycosyl compounds
Source: RefSeq, a predicted model, not a curated record
UGUCCGCCGUUGAGUGAACGUUCGAAAUAGCUUUCUUUUCUUUGUGCAUGGAUUUCGGUUCCAAGAACCGGUGUAGCACAAUGGCGAGAAUCGCACUAAUAGUAUUGCUAUUGACGGUAGUGUUUGGCGUGUAUAUUAUAGGGGCCACCAGAUCAACGGCGAGAGGCGAACCAUUAGUGGAAGCUGCUGUUAGACGCGUAGUGGUCGAUGUAGACGCCGGACCAGACGACGUGUGGGCUUUGUAUCACCUGCUUAGUAGCCCCGGUGUACGGGUUGAGGCGAUCAGCUGUGUCAAAGGCAAUACCAAUGUGACCAAUGUCGGGCGGAAUGUCCUGAGGUUAUUGACCGCACUAGGCAAGGAGAGGGAGAUUCCAGUUUACCUGGGUUCCAACGAGCGACUGAUUACUCCAGAACCGGUGGCCAAUCCCAACGGAGGAUACUUCGGCUCAGAUGGCUUCUCCGAUAUCGAGUUCCCCGAUCUCCCGGAACCGGACGUAGCCCUACUUCGGCAAUCCUCAGUCUUCAACGAUCUGAACAAGCUGAUCGAACGAUAUCCCCACGAACUCACAUUCAUCCAGCUGGGACCCCUUACGAACCUGGCACUGCUGUUCAAGGUGUUCCCGGAAACGCGUCACCAUAUUCGGGAUCUGUUCAUCAUGGGUGGCAACCGGCACGGGGUCGGCAAUACCGAAAAAGCUGCCGAGUUUAAUUUUUACAGCGAUCCGGAGGCGGCGCACAUUGUAAUAAACAAUUUUGGCGGCCACAUUACGGUCCUUCCUUGGGAGACGGCUUCCCGGGAGAACCUGGUGGCGAAUCAGACAUGGCGAUUCGAAUUUUUGGGCAGUGGCAGCCAUCCCGUGCUGCAGAUGUUGAAUCCGGUGGAGAAGAAACCGUUGGGCGCAGAUGACAACUGGAUGCCGUGCGAUUUGCUUGUGGCGAUGGCGUACACCAAUCCGGAAAUUGUGACCGAAACGAAGCGCUACCGGGCCGACGUGGAACUGUACGGGUGGUUGACACGUGGUCAACUGGUGCUGGAUCAUAUGAACCAAGGCCAGGGAAAUGUGACCAUUAUCGACAACAUGGAUCACGUGAGGAUAGCGCAGAUGUUAACGGACUUGGCGUUUGAAUCGAGUGGGACGGGGUAGCUGCCGGUACAGGAGGGAUUAGAUGU